AUGUGUAAGCGUCACAUGUUGGGAUGUGAAUGGAUGAUUCGCUUUCAAGAGAUUUCAGGUGGUAUAUGGAAAGCAGGAAAAAUGAUACAACCACAUACUUGUCUAACUGAUAACUAUAAGGAAGAUCAUUUCAAUCUAAACAACAAUAUGAUUGUUGUUACGUUGGUACCACAUAGUAUGCAGAGCCCGAAUAUCAGUAUUAAAGCAGUUCGAGAAGUCAUCAAGUCAAAGCAUCAUUUUACUCCCAAUUAUAGAAAAGCUCAAAGAGGUCGAAAAAAAGCAUUUGUGAUGGUAUAUGAAGAUUUUGAAAGUUCUUUCAAAGCAUUACCUCGCUACAUGAUUGCACUACAAUAUUUCAAUCCCGAUGCUGUUGUUGAAUGGGAGCAAUAUUCUUCAACAAUGCAGGGUGAGAAAAUAUUUAAAUUUUUAUUUUGGACUUUUAAACCGAGCAUUGAUGGUUUCAAAUACUGCUGGCCGGUCAUUUCAAUAGACGGUACCUAUCUUUAUGGUUUGUACGAUUUGAAACUAUUAAUUGCUGUUGGGAUUGAUGCUAAUGGUAAUAUUCUUUCGCUUGCAUGUGCACUUGUUGCACGUGAAAGUUUUGAAUCAUGGUCAUGGUUUCUUAAGUUAUUGUGGAGGCAUGUUGUCGGUGAGAGAAAAAAAUUGAUCUCAUUUCUGACCUUUGUAAAGGAAUAUUACAAUGUGUUCAGCCUUAUGAUUGGUUGA
This is a messenger RNA of Capsicum annuum, 726 nucleotides long. RefSeq lists its product as uncharacterized. Lineage: Eukaryota; Viridiplantae; Streptophyta; Magnoliopsida; Solanales; Solanaceae. The coding region runs from base 1 to 726 and encodes 241 amino acids. The record is from RefSeq and is a predicted model, not a curated record. The transcript has a single exon.